CAUCCUUGCGCAAAGAUACUUCCCACUUUCCUCUCCUUUUCUUGGCCUAACAUGCUGCCAAGAAAAUUUUCUCUUUCAAUUCGAAAAUAUCAAAGAAGGAAAAGGGAAUCGAAUGGCGUCUUCCCUUGUUCUCUCCUAUCCUUUCUCUUGCUUACCAGAGCGUAAGCGUCUUUCCCUCAAUAACCCAAUAAAACCUUUAUGGGUCACCUCAAUUCCUUCCCUUAGAAGACCCACAAAAUUCCUUCCCUCACGUUCCUGCAAAAUUUUGACUCGCGCUUCCAUUAAAGAUGCCGAUACAAGUAGCAGCGGCAGUAGCUCCGUGUCUGAUGAUGCGAUUGUAGGAGAGGACUCGGCAGCUUUUGAAUUGGGGAAACAAAAGAUAUCAUCUUGGAUAUAUUUCAGUGUUAUAUUGGGAGUUGUUUUGUAUGUGCUUGAUUUUGCUUGGAUUGAUAACUCUACUGGAUUUGGAAAGCUAUUUAUCGACGCUGUUUCCACUCUUUCUGACAGCCAUGAAGUUGUAAUGUUAGUCCUGAUACUCAUUUUUGCCGCUGUUCACAGUGGCUUGGCUAGUCUAAGAGAACUGGGGGAAGAAUUUAUUGGAGAACGAGCAUAUCGUGUUCUGUUUGCUGGGGUCUCUCUUCCACUUGCUGUUAGCACUGUUGUUUACUUCAUCAAUCACAGAUAUGACGGAGUGCAGUUAUGGCAGCUUCAAAGUGCUCCACCACUACAUCAACUUUUGUGGAUUUCAAAUUUUAUCUCUUUCUUUUUUCUCUAUCCUUCAACCUUUAAUCUUUUAGAAGUAGCAGCUGUUGACAAGCCUAAAUUGCAUCUUUGGGAAACUGGAAUAAUGAGAAUCACUAGGCAUCCUCAGAUGGUUGGGCAGGUGAUCUGGUGCUUGGCUCAUACAAUUUGGAUUGGAAAUUCUGUAGCUGUUGCUGCAUCUUUUGGCUUAAUUGGACACCAUUUAUUUGGUGUAUGGAAUGGAGAUAGGAGAUUAGCAAAGCGAUAUGGGGAGGCUUUUGAAGUUGUAAAGAGGAGAACGAGUAUAGUUCCAUUUGCUGCUAUUCUUGAUGGCCGCCAAAAGUUACCCAAGGAUUACUACAAGGAAUUUUUGCGGUUACCAUACUUUAUAAUUACUGCCCUGACUUUAGGUGUGUAUUUUGCGCAUCCGCUUAUGCAAGCUGCUAGUUCCCGGCUUCACUGGUAAAGUGUUAAAAUACAAAUAAUGGAAAUCUGAAGUAUCUGGGGUUGUGCACUCAAAGAAGAAAUGGAAGCAUCAAAGCAACAUUUACCAUCCUUUUAUAAGCGCGACAGCUUGAAUAAAACAAGAAGAAAGGGUAGUAAGUAUUGAAGCUGCGGGAUUGUUGGUUAGCAUAUGUUGCAGAAAGCAAUGCUUGAGGCAACUGGGAGAUUUUGGGUACAAUUGUGGAGGAAGUUAGAUUGAUGCAUUUGUGGUGGUUUUUGGAAAUGGGUUUGUUAAGAGGGAGGAUUUUCUACUUAUUGCAACACAAGUUUACCUGCUGAUUGAGAAGAUUUCUUGCAGCUUUUUUACUUUUUAUUUUGACUUAUUCCACUUUUUUUUUUUUUAUCACAUCUUUAAAUUUUUUUACUUUGUAACUACAAGCUGGAUUUGGUUAGCAUAUUGGUGAAUAAUAACAUAAAUGUAUACUUUCAUAUUUCCUUGAACAAGAAUUGUGAAGUGGGAUUAUAAUUGUGGUAUGCAGUUAA
This is a messenger RNA of Jatropha curcas, 1728 nucleotides long. RefSeq names its product 15-cis-zeta-carotene isomerase (gene Z-ISO). Gene Ontology annotation, biological process: carotene biosynthetic process. Gene Ontology annotation, molecular function: 9,15,9'-tri-cis-zeta-carotene isomerase activity. Gene Ontology annotation, cellular component: chloroplast. Lineage: Eukaryota; Viridiplantae; Streptophyta; Magnoliopsida; Malpighiales; Euphorbiaceae. The record is from RefSeq and is a predicted model, not a curated record.